Molecule: messenger RNA, 2218 nt
Organism: Oryza sativa Japonica Group (Japanese rice)
Lineage: Eukaryota; Viridiplantae; Streptophyta; Magnoliopsida; Poales; Poaceae
Source: RefSeq, a predicted model, not a curated record
CCCCGGUUCAUCUGAAUUUCGAAGAUCAAAUUAAAAAUGGGGUGCUCGUCGUCGAAGAAGGUGGAGGAGGAGGCGGCCGUGAAGACGUGCCAUGACCGGAGGAGCUUCGUGAAGAAGGCGAUCGCGCAGAGGAACCUGCUCGCCUCCUCCCAUGUCGCCUACGCCCACUCCCUCCGCCGCGUCUCGCUCGCCCUCUUCUACUGCCUCGCCGAGGACGAGCACCUCUACUUCCUCCAGGACACGGCGGCGUCGUCGGCGGCGCCGUGCCGGCACCGGCCGUGCUCGCCGGAGAGGAAGGUUCUUGUCAUGAACUGGCUGAGACCAGACGCCGGCGGCGUCGGCGGCGGCGCGCCGGUGCACCCGGUGGUGGAGGUGGAGCAGCGGUGGGAGGAGAAUGAUGUUGCCGCCGAGACCGUCACGGUGGACGGGUUCUUCGGCGCGGAUCCCGGCCAGCUCUUCCACCCUUCGUCGUACGCUCCGGUGAAUGCCAUGCCGGCCUCGCCGCCGCCGCCGCAGCCGACAACGACAUGGGACUUCGUCUCUUGGGACCCUUUCUCCUCGCUCCAUCACGAUCACCAACAAUACGUGAGCUAUGGCGUUGAAGAUGACGAAGAGAGGAGGAGGAGAAGCGAUGACGAAGAUGACGAGCAGAUGCCGGAGCUGGAAGAAGAAAGCGACGACGCCGCCGACGACGACGACGGCGACGGCGAUGUCAAGCUGCAGGCGGAAGCUUCGCCGGCGGCUGUGGAGCGGCCGAUGGCGGAGGAGGAGGAGGAAGAGAAGACGGUGGAUCGCGUGAAGAACGAACUGAGGGUUGUGGCGAGCGAGGAGAUCGAGCAGCAGAGCACGCCGGGGUUCACCGUGUACGUGGACCGGCCACCGGCGAGCAUGGCGGAGGCCAUGAGGGACAUCCAGGGCCACUUCGUGAAGAUCGUCGACACCGCCAACCACGUCUCCGUCCUCCUCGAGGUCGUCCCCUACCAGAGGAAAGUCCGACCAGCUGCUCCGAGCGACGGUGAUGACGAGGAAGGCGGCGGCGAGGUCUCGCCGGAGCCAUUCGAGCUCUUCAAGAGCCACAAGGAGAGCCUCGAUAGGCUCUACGAGUGGGAGAAGAGGCUCUACGAGGAAGUCAAGGCAGGGGAGCGGGUGAGGCUGUCGUACGAGAGGAAGUGCGCGCUGCUGCGGAGCCAGGACGCCAAUGGCGCCGAGCCGUCCGCCAUCGAGAGGACCAGGGCCGCCAUGAGAGACCUCCGCACCAAGCUCGACAUCUCCAUCACCUCCGUCGACGCCGUCUCCAAGCGGAUCGCCGCCGUCCGCGACGACGAGCUCCUCCCCCAGCUCGCCCAGCUCAUCCGAGGGCAAGAACAAUGCCAAUCCAUCCAUCGAUCUGAUCUUCUGAGAUGUUUUUUCCUCUUUUUUUUGUUAAUUUGUUUGAGAUGUUUUAGGUUGGCGAGGAUGUGGAUGGUGAUCGCCGAUGCGCACCGGGUGAUGAAGCGCACGGCGGACGAGGCGUGCGCGCUCCUCUCGUCGUCGUCGGCGGCGGCGGCGCGCGCGGCUGCGGGCGGCGAGGGAGGCGUCAGGGGCCCGCCGCCGCCGCCGGGGCAGGCGCGGGCGGCCACGGCGGCGGGCGCGCUCGGGGCGGAGCUCCGCGGGUGGGGCGCGGCGAUGGAGGCGUGGGCGGAGUCGCAGCGCGGCUACGCGGCGGCGCUCUGGGGGUGGGCCCGGAGCUGCGUCGCGGACGGCGAGCACAUGCCGCGCCUCCUCGCCGCGUGGGCCGCCGCGGUCGAGGCCGUCGACGUCGAGGCGGCCACCAGGGCCGUGGAUGCCCUCGCCGCCGAGGCGGCCGCCGUCGCCACGGCCGCGCGGCGGCGCGGCGGCGAGGAGGAGUGGAACGAGGAGGAGGGGAAGAAGAGGAUCUGCGUCGGCCUCGCGGCGGCGCUGGCGGCCACGGCGGAGGCCGGCGGCUUGGCCUCCGCCGCGUACGGCGAGCUGGUGGUGGAGAUGGAAGAGAGGGAGCGCGCGAGGGAGAUGGCGGGAAGGGACGAAGAGCAAAAUCAAAACUGAACCAAACCAUUGUAAUUGUAAAUUAAAUCGUCCUUAACCAUUCACAGAUCAUUAUUAGAGUCCUUUGAAGCAUAGAAAUCGCACUCAAUUAUUUAUCACCAUGAAUUGUUCAGAAACGAAGCAUUCACUUUCAGAGUAAAUCUGAUUUACCAUA